CAUAAAAUAAAGAUAUUCUGUUAAGGAAGUAGUGUACGUUCCGAUCUCCGUUGUGUAUUUUUCCAGUCUUUAAAAGCAUUUACUUGCAUCGAACAUUUCGUUGCAAUCCUUGUUAGCCAAAAAUAGCAUUUAAUAAGCUUCAGGGUAAAAGGGAGAGUUUAUGAUGGACAGCAAAGGCAGACAUGUAAUCGUUUGUGACAACGGUACCGGGUUCGUCAAGUGUGGCUAUGCCGGUAGCAAUUUUCCAGCGCACAUAUUUCCAUCGAUGGUGGGAAGGCCCAUCAUUCGGGCUGUCAACAAAAUAGGCGAGAUCGAAGUGAAGGAUUUACACGUUGAUGAUCUCAUGGUGGGCGAUGAAGCGUCCCAACUCCGAUCGCUGCUGGAAGUGUCUUAUCCAAUGGAAAACGGUGUGGUGCGCAAUUGGGAGGAUAUGUGCCACGUGUGGGACUACACGUUCGGAGCGAAAAAGAUGAACAUCGAGCCGCCAAAUACGAAAAUAUUGCUAACGGAACCGCCGAUGAAUCCAACCAAAAACCGAGAGAAAAUGAUCGAGGUGAUGUUCGAGAAAUACGGAUUCGAUUCGGCAUACAUCGCUAUCCAGGCGGUGCUUACUCUUUACGCGCAGGGCCUGAUCAGUGGUGUGGUGAUUGAUUCCGGUGACGGUGUUACACACAUCUGUCCGGUGUAUGAAGAAUUUGCGUUGCCUCAUUUGACGCGGCGACUCGACAUUGCUGGGCGUGAUAUUACGCGGUACUUGAUUAAGCUGUUGUUACUACGAGGCUAUGCUUUUAAUCAUUCAGCAGACUUUGAAACAGUGCGGAUGAUGAAAGAGAAGCUGUGUUACAUAGGAUACGACAUCGAAAUGGAACAGCGGCUCGCCCUUGAAACGACGGUGUUGGUAGAGUCGUACACGUUGCCUGACGGACGAAUGAUAAAGGUUGGCGGAGAAAGGUUCGAAGCGCCGGAAGCCCUCUUUCAGCCACACCUGAUCAAUGUCGAAGGGCAAGGCAUUGCUGAAUUGGUUUUCUCAACGAUCCAGGCUGCCGACAUCGAUAUGCGAUCAGAGCUCUAUAAACACAUUGUCUUAUCGGGAGGUUCCACCAUGUAUCCCGGACUACCAAGCAGGCUUGAACGCGAAAUCAAGCAGCUAUAUCUCGAGCGGGUUCUUAGGAACGACAUCGACAAAUUAUCAAAGUUCAAGAUUCGCAUCGAAGAUCCGCCCAGGCGAAAAGAUAUGGUUUUCAUUGGUGGUGCUGUGCUGGCUGAAGUAACCAAGGACCGGGAUGCCUUCUGGAUGUCAAAUGCCGAGUACCAAGAGCAAGGUCUAAAUGUGCUCAAAAAGCUGAGUGCUCGGACCAGCAAUUGAAGUGAUGCAGAUUAAGCUCGAAAGAGUUUAAACGAGAGAAAGCGAACCGAGAAAAAGAAAAGUUGCAACUAGAGAAUAACGCGGAGCGAGGUAGAACUAAAAGUAAUACUAAUCGCGCAUAUAACAAUUGUUCUAUCCAAAAUUUUGGGCAUCCUUAGUGACAUUAAGUAGACCUUUUUUAAUCUGUUUCAUGAUUAUCCCAUCUGUUUCAAUGAUGCGCCUCCUUAUGCUGUGGAAAUUAGGUAUUAUCCUGGGUGGGCUUAUAAGAUGUUUCAAGUACUGUUUAUUUUUUGUUUUUCCGAUUAUGCUUUUCUUUCUUAUGCUUUUUAUGAUUACGGUCGUCAAUGCGUAAAACGGUCGGAGGCUUUUGUUCUGCAUUAUUUUACUUUAUGUUACUAAGUUCGAGGCACAGUUCGUUUAAUAAGAGUUUGUAUUUUUUGUAUUUUUUUGUAUCGAUCAAAACGUUUUAUGACUGAAAUGUCACUUUUACUAAGUAUUGUUCCAACAGCUUUGUGGAAUUUAACCAUGUGUUUAAUGUAGAGUUAUACAAAACUCAAGACAAAUAGCAACAUAAUAGAAGGUCAAAGAAAACGAUGCAAAUGAAUUAUGUACGAUCAUGUAUUUAGUUAGAACUUCCAAAUAGCGAAACAAAUGCAAAAUGUUACAAUGAAAAUUAAUUUAGAUUAAACAACUUAGUGUAUACGUAACAUUUUGGAAGAAAAGUACAUUGUGUGUCGUGAUGAUGCCACGAAAAAUUGAAAUCAGUAAGUACAUAGAUUGGAAUUUAUCGACCAACAACAAAUGGGUAGGUAAAGGACGAAGAGUAUCAUUGCAGGGUUAACAUGCUGAUUUGUAAAGUGCAAGGAACAUUGUUCGUUAGUGGCGGCAAGCAUACGGUACGUCUUCCGGAUCUUCGCAGGUCAUUGAUUUUUCGUCCAACACCUUCCCUUCGCCGCAGGUUAUCAGGCGCGGGUGGCCGUCAACGCACGUAAUCAACCGGUGGCAAUCGUUCGGUACCGGGUAUCGCGGGAACGGCCAGAAGCGAGCGGCUGCUGUUCCAGGCUGUGCGGAUUGCGGGCAUGUGAAGCCCACUACUGCCUCCGGAUUGCAUACUUCAAGCAGCAGGUCGGGCCAGUUGCAUCCGUGGAUG
Anopheles cruzii is the source of this 2516-nucleotide messenger RNA. It is a transcript of the gene Arp2, whose product is annotated as actin-related protein 2. Gene Ontology annotation, molecular function: actin filament binding. Gene Ontology annotation, biological process: Arp2/3 complex-mediated actin nucleation. The record is from RefSeq and is a predicted model, not a curated record. Bases 161 to 1366 code for a protein of 401 amino acids. Lineage: Eukaryota; Metazoa; Arthropoda; Insecta; Diptera; Culicidae. Gene Ontology annotation, cellular component: actin cortical patch; Arp2/3 protein complex. The transcript has 6 exons.